CCCGCGCGGCGGCCGCAGUCACCGCAGCGCUGCGAGCCGGUCCGGGCUGCUGCACGCCACCGGCGGGCCCGGCCGAGAGCGACACCGCUAACCCAGCCCGCUGCCAGCCGGUCCGAGCCGCCGCCGCCGCGCCACCGGCGGGCCCGGCCGAGAGCGACACCGCUAACCCAGCCCGCUGCCAGCCGGUCCGGGCUGCUGCACGCCACCGGCGGGCCCGGCCGAGAGCGACACCGCUAACCCAGCCGAGCCGGAGCGCUCCUGCCUGUCCGCCGUGCUCCGUCUCAGCCGGUACUGCGGGCGGCUGCGGCCCGCCCCGCCGCCACCACCGCUACCGCCACCACCGCAGCCUCUUCAGGAUGUCGGUCCCGGAGUCCGCCGGCGGCGAGGAGGUGAAGCAGGCCAAGGAGGUGGAGGACGCCGAGAAAUAUUCCUUCAUGGCCACCGUCACCAAGGCCCCUAAGAAGCAAAUCCAGUUUGCAGAUGACAUGCAGGAGUUCACCAAGUUCCCAACCAAGACCGGCCGCAGGUCCCUGUCCCGCUCCAUCUCCCAGUCCUCCACUGACAGCUACAGCUCUGCUGCCUCCUACACGGACAGCUCUGACGAUGAGGUGUCCCCCCGGGAGAAGCAGCAGAGCAACUCCAAGGGCAGCAGCAACUUCUGCGUGAAGAACAUCAAGCAGGCGGAGUUCGGGCGCCGGGAGAUCGAGAUCGCCGAGCAGGAUAUGUCUGCCCUCAUCUCGCUCAGGAAACGAGCCCAGGGGGAGAAGCCUUUGGCCGGAGCCAGGAUCGUGGGCUGCACCCACAUCACGGCCCAGACCGCGGUGCUGAUCGAGACGCUGUGCGCGCUGGGGGCGCAGUGCCGCUGGUCUGCCUGCAACAUCUACUCCACCCAGAACGAAGUGGCAGCUGCCCUGGCAGAGGCUGGCGUGGCUGUGUUUGCCUGGAAGGGGGAGUCAGAGGACGACUUCUGGUGGUGCAUCGAUCGCUGUGUGAACAUGGACGGCUGGCAGGCCAACAUGAUCCUGGACGAUGGGGGGGACCUGACCCACUGGGUCUACAAGAAGUACCCCAGCGUCUUCAAGAAGAUCCGCGGCAUCGUGGAGGAGAGCGUCACCGGCGUGCACAGGCUGUACCAGCUGUCCAAGGCUGGCAAGCUCUGUGUGCCAGCCAUGAACGUCAACGACUCUGUCACCAAGCAGAAGUUCGACAACCUGUACUGCUGCAGGGAGUCCAUCCUGGAUGGCCUGAAGAGGACCACGGAUGUGAUGUUUGGAGGGAAGCAGGUGGUGGUUUGUGGUUAUGGGGAGGUGGGCAAAGGCUGCUGUGCUGCGCUGAAGGCCCUGGGAGCCAUCGUCUACGUCACCGAGAUCGACCCCAUCUGUGCCCUGCAGGCUUGCAUGGAUGGGUUCCGGGUGGUGAAGCUGAGCGAAGUGAUCCGGCAGGUGGAUGUGGUCAUCACCUGCACAGGGAACAAGAACGUGGUGACCAGGGAGCACCUGGACAGGAUGAAGAACAGCUGCAUCGUGUGCAACAUGGGCCACUCCAACACUGAGAUCGAUGUGACCAGCCUGCGCACGCCGGAGCUGACCUGGGAGCGAGUCCGUUCCCAGGUGGACCACAUCAUCUGGCCAGAUGGGAAGAGAGUGGUGCUGCUGGCUGAGGGUCGUCUGCUCAACCUGAGCUGCUCCACAGUUCCUACCUUUGUCCUCUCCAUCACAGCCACCACUCAGGCCCUGGCUCUGAUCGAGCUGUACAACGCCCCCGAGGGCCGCUACAAGCAGGACGUGUACCUGCUGCCCAAGAAGAUGGAUGAGUACGUUGCCAGCCUGCAUCUGCCUUCCUUCGACGCCCACCUGACGGAGCUGACAGACGACCAGGCCAAGUACCUGGGGCUCAACAAGAACGGACCCUUCAAACCCAACUACUACAGGUACUGACGGGCCACACCCUCCAGGACCGGGCCACACCCUCCAGGACCGGGCCACACCCUCCAGGACCAGGCCACACCCUCCAGGACCGGGCCGCAGGGGGCAGCGUUCGAGGGUCCUGUCUGGGAUGGUUUUGCUUGGGGUUCCCUCUGGGCUCUGCUCCGUUUGGCUCCCCCCAGCCCCGGCAGCUCUCUGACAUUCACUGCUGUGACUUUCAGUCUCCUUCCCCUCUCUGUGCCCCCUCCUGCGGUCGCCUCCCCCGGGCCCGGCAGACGCCCUGGGGUUGGCUGCUUGCUCUCGGCCGGCUGCAGCCGCCGGUGGCUCCGGCAGGGCUCUCCCUCUCCCGGGGUGCCAAAGGCGCUUCCCUCCCGCCGGUCCCUGCCGAGCUGCUGCUGCGAGACCUUCCCCUGCCCUCGCCUGGACUCUCUGCACCUCCCAAGCUGCCUUAAGAGCCCAGCUCCAGCUGCCAGAGCACCGCUCCGGCGCCGCCGGGCACAAGCGGCUCCUGCCCCCCGCCGAGUGGGUGACUGUGCCCGGGCCGGGCCGGGCACCCUGGCGCUGCGGUGGCCCGAGUGUGGUGGCCCCCGGGCCGGGCUGGUGGCCAGCUGGGCACGGGGAGGGGGUUCACUGUUUCAGGGUGCUGAGUCGGGGCGGGGGUCGCUUGCCCAGCGCUGUCCUCAUCUCUCCUGGGUUGGGUUUGUGUUCUCUUGGCCAAACUGCACCUUAGCUGCGUCCAGCCCACCCCUGGGCCUGCUCUGCCUGCUUGCCUUGGGGCUCUGCUUCUCCACUUUGCUCUUUUAUCAUCCUUAAAGAGAUGUUUUAACGAGGGGGGAGGAGGGGCAGGGUGGGGGCUGUGGCUGCCUGCCCAGCCUGGCGCUCCCCGUGCCCGAGCUGCUGCCUCCCCCCCGCCUGCCCCCGACGCCUGGCGUGGGUCAGAGGAGACCUCCUGGGGGACGUUUCGCUUUGUGACCCUUCCCUGCACCCGGCCUGGGCCCUCUGCCUGCCCCAGAGCCCUGUGCAAAGCCCUCAGCUCCCUGCUGCUGCCGCAGCCUGCAGCUGAGGCUCCCUCAGCCCUUCCCUGCCCUCUGGCAGCGUUUCAGCCUCUCUCACCGCCUCCUUCAGCCCCCUCCUCAUCCUCGCUGGUGAUGUGGUUCUCUUGCCCAUCUCUUGCAGCUUGACCCAGUGAGGUUUCUCUUGGCUUUUUUUUUCACCCUCCCCAAAUUGCCUCUUUCUUCCCCCAGCAAAGGCCAGAGCAAGGGAGGGAGAACCUCCUGCUGUAUCUCCUGGUGCCCAGGUGCUGGAGGUGUUGUGGCACCAGGCCAGGGCUGCUCCUUCGCCUGCAGCCAGCCCCUCCCGCAGCCUGGGCCCUGCCUUUCCAGUGCCACUCGGGCAGGUCCCUCCCUGGGCUCUGCAGGGCUGAGGGGAGCUGCUGCGGCCCCGCGGGUGCAAAGCUCCCUCAGGGGGACAGGAGGAAGCUGGGAGGGACACCUGUGGCUUUGAUCCCCUUCCUCUUCCACCUCCCUCUCCUCUGACCAUUCCUCCUGCUCCCCCUGCCCAGGCUCCUCCUGGACUGGCUCUGAGUCUUGCUCUCUCCACAGAUUUUGGGGACCACUUUGCCUCCUGGGGUCCCCUCCAGCAGCCCUCCAGCUGCGUGCCUGGCCCAGGGGCCAGGGUGGGUGUCUGCAGGAAGGGAGGGAGCAGAGAGAGCAUCUCCCUUCCCCAGGAGGGGACCCAGGCUGGGACCCCUGAGCUUCUGGGCGUCCCAGGCCCCCCCUUUCCCAUCCCCUUUAGGCGUAAGGGCUCUGUCUCUGUAAGCCAUGAGGGGCUGGGGGGGAGCCCCGGGGGGGGUGGUGGCAGGGAGAGGUUUAUUUUGUAUAUGAAUGGUUUUUAAUGACUGCAAUAUUAACCCUCGCAGAUGAGCAAUAAAUCAUUAACGGCUAAUUAAAGGAUCAGGGCAAAAAGGA
This is a messenger RNA of Pogoniulus pusillus (Red-fronted tinkerbird), 3892 nucleotides long. RefSeq names its product adenosylhomocysteinase like 1 (gene AHCYL1). Gene Ontology annotation, cellular component: cytosol. NCBI's taxonomy places the organism in Eukaryota, Metazoa, Chordata, Aves, Piciformes, Lybiidae. The transcript is spliced from 17 exons. Gene Ontology annotation, biological process: L-methionine cycle. The record is from RefSeq and is a predicted model, not a curated record. Bases 357 to 1937 code for a protein of 526 amino acids.